Molecule: messenger RNA, 1497 nt
Organism: Penicillium malachiteum
Lineage: Eukaryota; Fungi; Ascomycota; Eurotiomycetes; Eurotiales; Aspergillaceae
Product: ankyrin repeat domain-containing protein
Exons: 3
Coding region: 1-1497 (498 amino acids)
Molecular function (GO): protein binding
Source: RefSeq, a predicted model, not a curated record
AUGGCUUACGUCCACUUUCAUGAGCCUACCGAAUACACCACCAGCUACUCAAAGAAUUAUCUACUCGCCCCCGGCGAAACAGCUACGCUAGACCCAUUCUGGAAUGCUGCUGCAAGUGGUAGCACGGAAUCUCUCAAUAUUCUACUCGAUUACUAUCGCGACGAACCGUCUCCAGUGGAACCACUUGAGAAACGGCAUUUCUCACUUGCAACAACAGCUGCUUCACAUGGCGAACUCGAGACAAGGGGCGCGUCUCCUUGUACUACUGAGCUUGCUCCUCAACCACCCAGCGAAGAUGGCGAAGGGCUCGUCGCUUGGUCCAGUUUUAUUCUUUGUUCUGGUUUCGAUUCCCAAUCUCCGGAACAGCCAGUCGAUGAUGUUCUCAGCCAGGCUGUCUCGCGUGCUGGGUAUGGGGUGGUUAAGCAGCUCAUUGAUGCCGGUGCGGAUGUACAUGCAAAACAUAGACAUCUGGAUCAGCAUCUAUUUGACAUGAAUGAUAUCCAUCGCGAUUCUACAGCGCUGCAUGUUGGCAGCUUGUACUGGAAUAACGAGGGUAUUCAGGCUCUACUAGAUCAUCAUCAUACAGGCAGUGCCAACCACAGUAUUAGUGAGAUGGUAUGCUCACUCGAUGGGAAUGGCCGUACUCCACUUCACUGGGCAGCAAAAGGCUCUAGGCUAAUUGGAUGUUUACUACCUGAUGAAGAACUUGACUUCCGCCUUGUUCGUACUUUUAAAGCACUCUUGGCUGGUAGUUCUGAGAUGGUUAAUCACAAAGAUAAAGAUGGAUUGACACCGCUUCACUAUUUUAUUCAGCUUCAUGCUGGGUGUGGUGAGACUAAACAUUUCGAAAAUGCCUUGAGGAUCUUGCUCAAAGCUGGAGCGGACCCGAAUAUCAAGGAUAAUAAGGGCCAGUCUUCUCUACAUCUACUCGCCAUUAACUCAAUCGAUAGCGAGCCACUUAAUCCUAGCAUACUCGAUCUACUUUUGGCUCGUGGUGCAGGUAUAAAGGAUGUUGAUAAGGACUGGAGUACCGCAUUCCACAUCAUGGCCAAGAAUCUUCGACAGAUUGAGGCGGCAAAGACCUUGUUGAGUGCAGGUGCUGAUCCUCGUGCUGAAAAUGCAAAGGGGAAUACACCGUUUCAUGAAUUGAUGCGGUUCGGCAUGUUACGGUUCAGACCCCGGGAUUGUGUACGCAGGCUAGAGGAUGACAAGGUGAUGGUUGAUGAUCGAAUCAAAGCGCAGGAUGAUAUGUUUAAUGCUUUGAGAGAUGCAGUUUGGGAUGGGAUGAUGGAUCAACCCAAUGCAGCGGGGAUACACCGAGACAAUUACGAGUUGAGGCGAGGAAGAAAUGGUGGGAGUAUGAGGAGAAGAGGAAGCGGAUUUUGGCAAGGGGAUGAGCUCGUCGAGUGGACAAACCAUAACGUUGGAGGACUUGAAGCUUGUCAACUGGUGUUCUCCUUUCCUCCAUCUGCUAAAACACUAUACCAUCGACCCUGA